AUGCAUACACAAGGAGCGCCUGCUCCUACGCCUGUCACCAAAUUCGACCCACUUGCCAAUCACCCAGCAGCAUCUAAAGUGAUGGCCCAGCAACAACCGAGCCGGAAGCCAAGCUCGACCUUCCAGCCUCGCGAGCGGGAGAUCAUUGGUACCACGUACACUUGGAGUAGUCCGAACAGUGAAUUCAACCAAAGGAAGGCAAGCCUGGUGACCCGUUCGCAGAUUCAAGCCCGCGUGCUCUGGGCUACCAUCUCUGCCCCCUUCAACAGCCUGCUGACCUUGCAUCGCCCAUUGUUCACGGUGGCGGUACCACUACCCGCUCUGCAUGAAGCCACGCUCAUCCAGCUACACCUCGAGCGAUGGGGCCAGUACUGGGUGCAUCCAGAGCAGAGACAUACCCAUCAACACAAAGUUUGUCCAGAUUCAGUAUUUGCACGAAGUCCUACGUCUAACCUAACCUUACAGCGAGCGUCUCCCCUUGAUCAUUCGCCCGAGUUGCCCUUCUAUUGUCCGGACUGUAUGCUGGCCGGUGCCAAAUGCUUCGUGAGUUCGCGUAUUCAAGCUACAACAGAUAUUGACCUUUGCAACUUGGCUAAGCUGGAAGCGGUUAUGUCGGUUGUGGAAAUGGCCGGUAGCGCCCCUGAAGGAUGUGAAAUGUGGGUUAGAGAAGGUCCCGCCGUGAAGAGAGGUUGGAGGAGACAGAAGGUGACUGGAGUAGUUAGGAUCGCCAUCCGCAUAGUUGAAAUCGCCAUCCACACAUAUGUGGAUCGACAUCCGCAUAGUUGGGAUUGCCAUCCGCACAGAUGUGGAUCGACAUCCGUGAUUAGUCAAAUUUGCAUCCACACAGUUGGGAUUGCCUUCCGCACAAAUGUGGAUCCGAAUCUACUGAUUCCCGCUACGGCAGUAUACAUAACUCGGAAAAGGAGGCUCUGCUGUGACUCAUUGUUCCGACUUCCGUUUAUGUCGCUGACCGGCGACACUCUUUUUCUUUGGCUUGCUGGAUUGGGUUUCUAUAUGUUUGAUAUUUCAUUCUGCGCUUCUUCUCUGGUCUGGCGGUACUCAUGUUCUUGGGGAGUGUUCAUCGGGGCGACUAAAUUUGGUAUGGAUCUGGAAUACAUUGAUAACCAUGACUCAAGUACUUUGCGAGUCAAUCGUUUGUAUGGUACUAGUUCCACAUCAGCUUGUGCCGGACGCGUUGAUGGUCUUGAGGAGUCGGGUUAG
Messenger RNA from Suillus plorans, 1221 nucleotides. RefSeq lists its product as uncharacterized. The transcript has 8 exons. NCBI's taxonomy places the organism in Eukaryota, Fungi, Basidiomycota, Agaricomycetes, Boletales, Suillaceae. Bases 1 to 1221 code for a protein of 406 amino acids. The record is from RefSeq and is a predicted model, not a curated record.